Priapulus caudatus is the source of this 945-nucleotide messenger RNA. Its product is annotated as melanocortin receptor 5-like. The transcript has 2 exons. NCBI's taxonomy places the organism in Eukaryota, Metazoa, Priapulida, Priapulimorpha, Priapulimorphida, Priapulidae. The record is from RefSeq and is a predicted model, not a curated record. Gene Ontology annotation, biological process: G protein-coupled receptor signaling pathway. Gene Ontology annotation, cellular component: membrane. The coding region runs from base 1 to 945 and encodes 314 amino acids. Gene Ontology annotation, molecular function: G protein-coupled receptor activity.
AUGGCGACAUCUAAUGGUUCACUGUGCAACAUCUCCGGGUCCGUGUCCGAGAAUGGGAGCUGGAUCGGCUGCAUGGAGUCGGAUAUUGAACAGGGCGCAGUCCCAGCAGUUCAAGCGUGGAUCGCUAACCUGCUGAUUCCUGUCAACAUUCUCAACAUAUUUGCUAAUUUUCUCGUCAUCUUGGCUGUGACACGGACAUCACACCUGCAGGAGCCGGCACACAAGCUGAUCGCAAACUUGGCUGUCGCCGAUUUUCUCAUGGGCGUGCAAGGAACCUUCGUAUCACCAACGACCUUUCUAAUCGAAUUCCCGCCAAAGAUCAUAUGCCUUGGACACUUCAGUUUGGGUACGCUCUCGGGACUUGCAUCAACAAACUCGCUCAUUGCCAUCAACGUAGACAGGUACAUUGCAAUAUCCCGACCGCUACUCUACUACCAGAUCGUCACACCGCGCGUUAUCUUAGUAAUGGUAGUCCUCGCUUGGAGCUUUGCCUUCUUCGCAAGCGUGAUGACUCUCAUUGGCAACCGCUGGCAGCCGGAUCAACCGUGCAUGUAUGACACCGUCACGAGUAGAGCAUCUAUCAUCUGUACCUCGCUAGUCAUUGGUACGUGUGGCGUCGCCAUCAUCUCCAUCUACGCUUACAUAAUGAUGAUUGCCAAGCACCACCAGCAGCAGAUCCACCCGAACCCAAGCAACAGCGGUUCGCAGGAGCUUGCCAAGACGUUUGGCAUUGUCGUCGGCGCGUUCUUCGUUUGCUGGGAUCCGUAUUUCAUCAUGAUGCUGCUGAGCGUUGCCGACGUCUACCACGACACGGUCGGCGUAGCGCGAGGCCUCGGCUACCUACUGGUGUACUCAAACUCUUGCAUGAACUUCUUCAUAUAUGCUGCGAAGAGCAGUCAGUUCCGCGCCGCCUUCCGGGCGGUGUUGCCUUCGCGUGGACGCUAG